This is a messenger RNA of Fragaria vesca subsp. vesca, 1576 nucleotides long. RefSeq lists its product as uncharacterized. Gene Ontology annotation, biological process: protein transport to vacuole involved in ubiquitin-dependent protein catabolic process via the multivesicular body sorting pathway. Gene Ontology annotation, molecular function: phosphatidylinositol binding; ubiquitin binding. The transcript has 4 exons. The record is from RefSeq and is a predicted model, not a curated record. The coding region runs from base 121 to 1326 and encodes 401 amino acids. NCBI's taxonomy places the organism in Eukaryota, Viridiplantae, Streptophyta, Magnoliopsida, Rosales, Rosaceae.
CUCUCUCUCUCUAAACCAAUUCAACUCCAAACCUUCACCAGAAAAAGAUCAACGCUUCCCUGCGCCCAGUCCCCGUUUUCCGUCGCCGGAGCCCCCACCAUCAAACCAGGGUUGUGAAGUAUGGACAAGUUCAACUUAACUCAGCUGGGUAACUUGGGUGAGAAACUGGUGACGAGUGGAGCUCAGAUGGGUAGGAUGGUGAGUGGAAAAGUGAAGGAGAUUCUGCAGACGCCGACGCCGGAAUCGAGGAUGAUCGACGAGGCGACGUUGGAGACGAUGGAGGAGCCGAAUUGGGGGAUGAACUUGAGGAUAUGUGCAAUGAUUAAUAGUGAGGAGUUCAGCGGGUUUGAAGUUGUGAGGGUUAUUAAGAGGAAGAUUUCGGGGAAGAGUGUGGUGACGCAGAGGCUGAGUCUUGACUUGUUGGAGGCGAUUGCUAUGAAUUGUGAGAAGGUGUUUUCGGAGAUUGCGUCCGAGAAGGUGUUGGAGGAGAUGGUUAGGAUGAUUGAGAAUCCGCAGACGGAUAAUGAGAAUAGGAGGAGGGCUAUGCAGUUGAUUAGGGCGUGGGGAGAGUCUCAGGAUCUUGCUUAUCUACCCGUGUUUCGUCAGACUUACAUGACAUUGAGAGAAAGAGGAGCACGUCCAGUGGCACCAGAAGGGACUUCGCCCUCGUUGCAAUCUACCUUGGAAUCAUACAUGGAAGAGCCUAUGCCUCCCCCGGAAAGAUACCCUGUACCAGUCACAGGAUUUCAUGAUGCAAGUGACCGUGAAUUUCGCUAUAACUACCUAUCAGUCGAGGAAAAAAAAGAAUGUCUUGUUGUAGCUCGCAAUAGCCUGGAGUUGCUGUCUAGUAUUUUGAAUAGUGAAACAGAUCCGAAACCUUUGAAGGAAGAACUAACGAUGAACAUGCUGGAAAAGUGCAAGGAGUCUCAGCCUGUUAUUCAGAGGAUUAUAGAAACCACUACUGAUGAUGAAAGUAUGCUCUUUGAGGCUCUAUAUCUUCAUGAAGAACUUCAACAAGUUAUUUCCAAGUAUGAGGAGUUGGAAGCUUCCCAAAACUCUGGAGGCCAACAGCUUGAAAAUCCGGAUGCCACCAGACCUGAGGUGCCAGAAGUGCCGGCUCAAAAUCAUGGAGAACUGCCAGGAAACUCAAACCCCCCUGAGCGUGAGGAUUUAGAUGACAUCCAAAACCGUGGCGGUAUACUGCCUGAAUAUUCCAUUUAUUCUGAAGUCAUCCCAUCUGCGCCUGUGGGAACUCCUAGUGAAACCAAAAUAGCGGAUUCUGUACAAGACGGCACUUCGUCUAGCAGUGAAAAAGUUGGUCAUUGAUGAAGCUUCAUCCAUCCAGAUGACUUCUUACUAGCAGGAUAUCCUUGUCCAUUAGGAGUCUCUUUCUUUGAUUGUUGUUCAGAGUAAUUAACCAUUCUGUAAUCAUACUCGGUACUUUUUAAGCAUGGAAUGUGGACUUCAGGUGGGGGCAAAACUAUUUUGUGGAAGCUGUCUCCAUUCUAUAAGCCCCUUCUGCUAAACUCUUUUUAUGUAUGUGCAUCUUGCUACUGUCUUUUUCUGUUUUUCAUUU